Molecule: messenger RNA, 1579 nt
Organism: Notolabrus celidotus (New Zealand spotty)
Lineage: Eukaryota; Metazoa; Chordata; Actinopteri; Labriformes; Labridae
Gene: ifi44g
Product: interferon induced protein 44g
Exons: 9
Coding region: 53-1141 (362 amino acids)
Source: RefSeq, a predicted model, not a curated record
GCCUCUUGUUGUUCCAGGUGAACUUUGCCACGUCUGACAGACAGCACUCAUCAUGAAGAAAGCUACCAGCUCCUUUGGAUUUGGUCAAAUUUGUUCUCCUGCCCCAAUAGCUUUUGGUGAAGCUUCUACGCCCCCCCCAUCAUUUUUAGUCACACCAUUGGAUAUCAAAGAUCCGACCAGCACAGUCUCUCCAGAAACUCCUGCUAAACCUGCAGUGGACUCCCACGAUGGUCCUGAUGUUGCAUCAACGACCACCUCAAAAGAUAAAGGGAAGAAACCUCUGUUUUUUUUUUCAUCUCAAACGACUCCAUGGAGAGACGUGGAGUGGACAGAGGAGCAGAAGACGAGCCUGAUGGAGAUGGUCAGCUCCUACGGACCCAGUUGCAGAGAGGUAACUCAGGCUCGGGUGCUCCUCCUGGGCCCAGUUGGUUCUGGAAAGUCCAGCUUCAUCAGUUCAGUCCAGUCUGUGUUUAAUAAAAGAGUGACUAAUCGGGCCAUGGUGGGCUCCUCCUCCACCAGCUUCACCAAGAAGCUGCAGUCAUUCAACAUCCGUGGGGAGAAUGGAGAGGAUCCUACUGGUCUGGUGCUUUGUGAUGCUAUGGGCCUGGGGGACGGAGAGACGAUGGGACUGACGCUCCACGACAUCCUGUCGGUCAUUAAAGGCCACGCACCUGAGGGACACAAGUUUACCCCAGCCCAGCCGGUGAGGUCAGAGACUGUGGGCUACGUGAAGAAGCCGAGCCUCCAAGACCAGAUCCAUUGUGUUGUUUUUGUGGUGGACGCCUCCAAAAUCCUGACCUACCCCAAAGGCCUCAGCACCACCUUCAGGCAGCUCCGAGAGCACAUCUGUGACCUGGGUCUCCACCAGGUGGCUCUACUCACACACGUCGACCAGAUUUGUUCAGAAACCGCCAAAGAUGUCACUAAAGUUUACAAGAGCGGCAUCAUCCGGGAGACGAUGGGUAAAGCUGGAGCUCUGUUGGGCAUGUCCACCUCCUACAUCAUCCCAGUGAAGAACUACUCGUCUGAGUUGGACGUGGAUGUGAACACUGACGUGCUCCUGCUCAGUGCGGUCGACCACAUCCUGCAGUACGCUGACCUGUACUUCCAGGACAACAAACCAAAAACACUCAAACUGUGAUGCGUAAAAAGUUCACUUCUGAGCUUUUGGAAUAUAUCCUUUGAAUAUUUAAAAGCGGGUGGGUUUUGUGUGGAAUGAGAACUUUUCUGACUUUGCUGACUCCUGGUGGUGACUUCCAAACAUACACACUGUGUUUUUUAACCUUAUUGAAUUUUAUAAAUAAUGUUUUUACUAAAUUCUAAUGCAAAAAAAUUUAAAACUCAGAGAAAGUUUGAUUUGUAAGUGGGUUAAUUCUUUAUUACAAGCAAAAAACAUUCCAAUGAAUUGAAUUGUUCCUGAGUGGCCUACUCGUCUGAAUCAGCACUCUAAAAGGUUGGAAAUUACCUUCAUUGAAUUAAAUAUGAUGACAUAUUCUGACCUGAAUAUGUAGGAAGCUUAUAUAUGUAACUGAAAUGAAAUAAACAUCAUCUAAAGUCUGUAUUUUCUGCAGAAAACGAA